CUUGCUGCCAUGCAGCGCUUGCGGGGCAACCGGUGGCUGGUGCCGGCGACCUCGCUCGCCCUCGGGCUGGGCCUGGGCUGGUCCGGGAGGCGGGAGCCGCAGCAGCAGCAGCAGCAGGGGGCCGCGGAUGGGCUACUCUUAGCCCAGCUGCCGGUCGUGCCGGUAGUGGCCGCGGCCUCCGAGGUGGCCCGGGGAGGCGGCGAGCUAGCCAAACACGGCCUGCCCGGGCUGACGCAGCUGCGGAGCCGCGAGUCCUACGUGCUGUGUUACGAUCCGCGGGCCCGGAGCGCCCUCUGGGUGGUGGAGCGCCUCGACCCGGCUGCGCUGAGCGGGUCGUCGGAACGCGCCGCCUGCGAGUUCCGCGAGGACGACUCGGUGCACGAGUACCACCGGGCCACCAACGCCGACUACCGGGGCAGCGGCUUCGACCGGGGACACCUGGCGGCCGCGGCGAACCACCGCUGGAGCCAGAAAGCCAUGGGGGACACCUUCUACCUGAGUAACAUCGCCCCCCAGAACCCUCACCUGAAUCAGAACGCCUGGAAUAACCUGGAGAAAUAUUGCAGGAGUUUAACCAAAUAUAACAAGAAUGUUUACGUCUGCACUGGGCCGCUUUUUCUACCCAGGACGGAGGCUGACGGGAAGAUGUACGUCAAAUACCAGGUGAUUGGGAAAAACCAUGUGGCCGUGCCGACGCACUUCUUCAAGGUGCUCAUCCUGGAGAAACCAGGAGGGGAGAUCGAGUUGCGCUCCUACGUCUUCCCCAACAGCCCCGUGGACGAGAAGAUCCCGCUGGAGCGUUUCCUGGUUCCUAUCGAGAGCAUUGAACGGGCUUCGGGUCUCCUCUUUGUCCCGAACAUUCUGAAACGGACAAGCAACCUAAAAGCCAUCACGGCUGGAACCAAGACCUCGUAACCCUG
Molecule: messenger RNA, 920 nt
Organism: Elgaria multicarinata webbii
Lineage: Eukaryota; Metazoa; Chordata; Lepidosauria; Squamata; Anguidae
Gene: ENDOG
Product: endonuclease G
Exons: 3
Coding region: 10-915 (301 amino acids)
Biological process (GO): apoptotic DNA fragmentation
Cellular component (GO): mitochondrial inner membrane; nucleus
Molecular function (GO): single-stranded DNA endonuclease activity; RNA endonuclease activity; nucleic acid binding
Source: RefSeq, a predicted model, not a curated record